Macroventuria anomochaeta is the source of this 3840-nucleotide messenger RNA. RefSeq lists its product as uncharacterized. Gene Ontology annotation, biological process: regulation of DNA-templated transcription. The transcript has 5 exons. Bases 431 to 3640 code for a protein of 1069 amino acids. The record is from RefSeq and is a predicted model, not a curated record. Gene Ontology annotation, molecular function: histone acetyltransferase activity. NCBI's taxonomy places the organism in Eukaryota, Fungi, Ascomycota, Dothideomycetes, Pleosporales, Didymellaceae.
ACGCACGCGUUACGGACGGACUGCGAUUAUUCACGGUGUCGCCCAGAGCUACCCUUCCAUACGAAUCGCGAACAUCGAUACCCUUACGCCCCAUGCCGCCGAAAUAAUUGCGCGUCGCAGCAACCGCCCACGUCCACCUUUACACAGCAACAACCAGCGCGACUGCGGGGCUCCGCCAUCAGCUGUUGGCCUCGUCUGGCCUCCAGAUACGAUUUCACGACCCAAAAUUACGAUAUCGAGACGUUAGUUGGCCCUACAGCUGCCCAGUAACGCGCCACGACAUCGCCACAACACGCUCCAAUAAGACUACAUGAAAGCGCUUUCGCGGCGACAACUGCUCAUGUACCGAGUAAUCUAGAACUCUCACCGUACCUGGGUUGCGACACUGGCGUAUCUCGUUUCCAAACUGGCGACCGCCGUCUCCUUCGCCAUGGCAGAGCCGGGCAGGCUGGUGGGCCAGACAGCUCCCAGCGCUGAGCCAGAAGACAUCGAUGCGGACGGGGAGUAUGAGAUGGACGAUGUACAAUACGAGCAGGAGCCAGCGGCGGCCGACACGCCAGAUGCCGAGGGCCACACCACAGACGCCGAAGGCUCAGAAGUCGAUGCGGAGGGCGAAGAGGUGGACGACGACGAGGUCGAAGCUGUGGGUGCUGUCAAGAUGCGCGCAAACGCGUCCUCAGAUGAAGAGGAGGACGAAGACAACGAUCCAGAUGCUGUCGUGGAGUCCGAAUCAGACGCCAAGACCUAUAGCGAAGAUGACGAAUCAGAAAGCUCCGAAGAAGAGGAGGAGGUUGUAUACCAGGACGAGAGCGAAGAGGAAGCAGGGGCCGACGUCGCUGAGAGGGAUCCCAACGUGUGCAUAUACUGCAAUCAGACCGAGGACAAUGAUCCAAGCCCGGAAUACGAAGAGUAUCUUGCGUGCUCUGUGUGCGGCGACAAUUCACAUCGGCAAUGCGCCCGCGACGCUAAUACGCUUAGCCCCGAAGAUGAUGGAAAGCGGUGGCGUUGCAGCGCCUGCAUCCAAAAUGACGUCCACCGCCAGAAUGACGAAGAAGAAGAGACACGGAAGUCAGAAUCACUCACUCGCCGCAGACUAUCAUCCGUACCCAGACUUGCUAGGGACUUGCUUCCUUCAGCUCGAGGUGUAGACCCUAGCGGGCACUCCAUCUUCAAGGAGCUGAUUCUUCCUGACGAUGCACCAGACGGUACACGAUCGUUGCGGAAACGCAAAGCGUCACACGAAGAGGAAACGGCAGCACCAGUACCAUCACGGCGGUCCCAAACGAAGCGUAGGCCUUCUGAGGUCUCGAAGUCAGAAGCAGCACCAUCAGUAGCACCAUCGUCCCCACGGCCAUCUGCGAGAAAUGCUCUGACAGAUGUCGACACCGAUGGAGAUGCACAACAUACUGCAUCAGAUCAGGAAGGAGCGCGUCUCCGAUCUUCACGCGCACGUCGCUCUGCGAAGCCUCAGAGAAAGGACAAGAGACCUCUCGUAUGGAUAGAGGAGUCCCAAGGCCUUAGUCUCGUUGUUGCUUUUCAUCUUACUAACGAGAAGGUGCAAAAGAUUGUCACGCAGAAGCCGAAGAAGAAGGUCUUGACACUGGAGCAAGAACGGCAAGAGCGGCGGCGAGAACGAGACAAAGAAAGGCGUGAACGCAAUCGACAAGCAGCGCAGGCAGCCAGAGAGUCGCCCGAGAUUGCUCAAUACCCCUCAGUGCAACACCACUUCAGUGCGCCAUUCCUAGGCCUCACAGAGAAGGAGGAUGAGACCAAGAGCAAGCCUUAUGGCGGUGUACUGUCAGAAGCUGAUGCAGAUACCUCCAAGACUUAUCCUUCACAGGCGGACAGAAAGCGCUUCGAAGACGCACGUGUGAAGGCAGAGGAGGCCUGGAAAGAGAAACAGGCCGCCCUGUAUUCUCACCACGAGACUGCGAAGCCAUCCAAGCAGGCUGCUGCAGCAAGCAAGAUCAAGUGUGUCAACUUUGGAGGAUGGGAAAUUGAGACAUGGCAUGCUGCACCAUACCCUGAGGAGUACAGCAAGAACCGAGUGUUAUAUAUUUGCGAAUUCUGCCUCAAGUACAUGAACUCUGACUACGUCGCGUGGCGUCACAAGCUCAAGUGCCCGGCCAAGCACCCUCCUGGUGACGAGAUCUACCGCGAUGGCAAAUACUCCUUCUUCGAAGUUGAUGGUCGAAAGAACCCAGUGUACUGCCAGAACCUUUGUCUUCUCGCCAAGCUAUUCUUGGGUUCCAAGACGCUCUACUACGAUGUGGAACCCUUCUUGUUCUAUGUCAUGACGGAGAACGACAAUUAUGGCUGCCAUUUCGUUGGCUACUUCUCGAAAGAGAAGCGGCCCAGCUCGCUCAACAACGUGUCUUGUAUCCUUGUGCUACCGAUACACAUGCGCAAAGGUUACGGGCAGUACCUGAUAGAAUUCUCCUACCUUCUCACGCGAGUGGAGAGGAAGACUGGAAGUCCAGAGAAACCACUCAGUGACAUGGGUCUUGUGAGUUAUCGGAAGUACUGGCGGCUGCUGCUCUGCCAGGAGCUACUAGAGCAAAAAGGACCCAUCAGCAUCGCAGCCAUCUCUGAGCGCACUGGUAUGACGCCCGACGACAUUGUGUCCGCCUUGGAGGGUCUCCGCGCCCUUGUCCGUGAUCCUGUCACCAAGAAGUACGCCUUCCGGUUGGACCUCAACUACUUCAGAACGUACAUCGAGAAGUGCCACGCGGCUGGCAACCCGACUAUCAAGCCUGAGUGUCUCGUCUGGACGCCGUACGUCAUGGGUCGCUUUGGCCAGUACGAGGAUGGGCCUGCGUUGCAAACAGUGCAGCAGCGUGAUGAGGUGGAAGAAGAGGACAAGCCUGCACCCGAAGAGGGUGUGCAGAUGGAUGCUGUUGUUGCGAAAGCGAACGGUACACCACUCGAAGAGACUGGCCCCAGUGCGGACGAACCUGAUCUAGGGCCUGACAUCCCUCUCGAAGACUCUGUCGAUGAUGGCUCUCCAGCACCGCCCGGCACUGGCACCGGCACCCCUCUGGCAAACGGGUCUACGAUAGCACUCGCAGGGUCCGCGAUCACUAGUAAUGAACCCGCCAUACCACCCACACGCUACGAGAUCUUCCCGCCGAUCCCAGGGCAGCCUGCUACGAAGCGCCGACCCGGUCGACCCUUCGGCGCACGACGGCGGACAAGCACACCGAACAGAGUUCGCAACACAUCACUUUCGAUACACACCGCGCCGGUGUCAAGGAUACAGCUCUCCCCUAUCAGAUCGCGCAGAGACUCGCCGACACGGAACGGCGCAAGGAUGCCUGCAACCAUCUCCGCCCGACGUACACGCAGCAGACUCGGCGAAAGCGUCACAAAUGGCGACGACCUCGACGAAGGCGGUGAAGUCAAGGCUGUAGUCACAAACGGCAGGAGAAGUACAAGAAGCUCCGCCAGCUCCGGAGGUAGUCCACGAGUUAUCGUUAACAGCAGCAGCAGGAGCAAGGACAAGGUCAUGCCGGUUGAAGAAGAACAGGAAGAGCUCGAGGACGUAGACGCUGAUGGGGACUAUGACGAUGAAGCUGAGGAGGAGAUGGAUGUCGAUGCUGAAGGGGAAGAGGAUGAUGAUAUUGUCAUGGGUGAGGCAUAGUGUGCUGAGCUUUCUGCAUUGGUGGCCUAGGACGGCCCAUGCUGAGCGUGCAGCAUUGCUGGAUUGGGAAUGAUUGUAUUUGUAGCGAUGGGCGUUUUUGGGCGCCAUUUCUGUCAAGCCCAAUUCUUUGUCAAUCUAGGCUGGAUUGGGCAUUGUAGCAUUAGCUUCUUCGACUUGACUUACUAUAGGGAGAUACCUUG